UCUUCUUCUUAUGCUUCGUCUCUGAGAUCCCAAUUCCGUUUCGGUUCCCGUCGAUCGAUCGGCCGAUCGAUUAAGGCUCGGGUCUCGAGCUCGCUUGUCGAUUCUAUUUGGGGAUCUUCUUCGCCGCAAUGUGGUGGAGAAGUUCCUUGAAUCCCGUCCUCGUCGGUGGUGGAGGGGCGUCCAUCGACCCAUCCCCCCUCGUGGCCGGCGGGGACGACCGCGUCCGCCUCCGGGGCGGUGGACCCCGGCGGCCCAGCCUCCGCGGGGCGGCCCGGUUCCUCCGCCGGGCGGGCAGCCGGCGCGGCAUGCGGGAGCCGUCGCUGCUGGUGCGGGAGGCCGCGGCGGAGCAGCUGCAGGAGCGGCAGAGCGGGUGGGCUCAGUCGCGGCCCGUCGUGUUCCUCGACGCCCUCUGGAAUUUGGCGUUCGUCGCCGCGGCGGGCGGUGUCCUAGUCCUGAGCCGGGAGGAGACGCCGUCGAUGCCGCUGAGGCUGUGGAUCGGGGGGUAUGCCCUUCAGUGCGUGCUCCACAUUAUCUGCGUCAGCGUUCAGUUCCAGCAGAGGCUUCUGCAGCGGGGCGUGGAGGAGAGGGCAAGGUGGGGUCGGGCGAGUUCGGGACGGCCUUCUCCAAUGGAGAUGGUGGAAGCUAGGGGUUAUGAUGCUGAGCAGGGUCAUCAUGAGGAGACGACCGGUGUUGCUAAAUAUCUGGAGUCAGCAAACACUAUGUUCUCAUUCUUAUGGUGGAUAAUUGGAUUUUACUGGGUUUCGGCUGGAGGUCAAGCAUUGACACGUGAUGCACCACAGCUAUAUUGGCUUUGCAUAGUUUUCCUGGCAUUUGAUGUGUUCUUUAUCAUUUUUUGUGUUGCUCUGGCGUGUGUCAUUGGCAUUGCUGUUUGCUGUUGCCUACCAUGUAUCAUCGCAAUUCUUUAUGCUGUCGCAGAUCAGCAAGAAGGUGCAUCUGAUGAAGAUAUCCACCAACUUCCCAAGUACAAAUUCCGAAGGAUUAGCAAUUCUGAAAAACUUGGUGCUGGAGCACAAAGACCCGUCGGUGGAAGUAUGAUCGAGUGUGACACUGAUUCACCUAUUGAGCAUGUUCUAUCAGCAGAAAAUGUGGAGUGCUGCAUCUGCCUCUCGGCCUAUGAUGAUGGGGUGGAGCUGCGGGAACUCCCCUGCAAACACCAUUUCCACCGUGCCUGCGUGGACAAAUGGCUCUUCAUCAAUGCUACUUGCCCCCUCUGCAAGUACAACAUCGCCAAGAUCACCAACCAAGGAGGGGAGGAGGUUUAGAACAAGGUAAAAGGACUUCAUUCCCAUUCCUUCCUUUUCCAGUAUUAUAGCCAGUGUUCAUAAGAGCCCCGUGAGUGUGUGCCGACCUGUCCUUUCUUUCUUUAUAUACAUGCAUAUCCUAUUAUUCCUUGUAUUGAUGCGAUCAUACGGUGUCCUGAGUGUGUGAUUUUGGAUAAUUAAGAAUAUAUUUCAAUCCAAA
Molecule: messenger RNA, 1482 nt
Organism: Musa acuminata subsp. malaccensis (wild Malaysian banana)
Lineage: Eukaryota; Viridiplantae; Streptophyta; Magnoliopsida; Zingiberales; Musaceae
Product: E3 ubiquitin-protein ligase At1g12760
Biological process (GO): protein ubiquitination; ubiquitin-dependent protein catabolic process
Cellular component (GO): plant-type vacuole
Molecular function (GO): ubiquitin protein ligase activity
Source: RefSeq, a predicted model, not a curated record